Molecule: messenger RNA, 668 nt
Organism: Sitophilus oryzae (rice weevil)
Lineage: Eukaryota; Metazoa; Arthropoda; Insecta; Coleoptera; Curculionidae
Exons: 3
Coding region: 137-544 (135 amino acids)
Source: RefSeq, a predicted model, not a curated record
GAAGAUAUGACAACUUAACCUUAAAAUUUUUCGAAAUUCAAAAUUUUACCGUUUUUCCGGCAUUUCAAGUUUAAAAUUGUUUUUUAAAGCGUAAUAUAGAAAAAAAAAACAAGUAAAAAGAAUCUAACUUUCAAGAAUGGGAAGAACGGCAGCCUCUGGGAUUAGGAUCAGCGCUGGUAAAUCAUCUAAAAAAUCUGGAGGAGUUGCAUCGACUUCACGUAACUCGACACCAUCAAAUUAUAAAUCUAAAGCAGGAAGCUCUACAAAAUUACCACCAAUAACAAUUCAAAAAACUCCAUCAUGGCAGAAACCCAUAACAAACUUUUUCCAGUCCAAUAUACAGAAUGAAAAUGAACAAAAUGUGGGUAACGAAAGUAAAAACAUCAAAGAAAAUAUUCAUGAAGCAACUUCGAGUAAUGAAAAUGUAAAAAUCAGUAUUAAAGAUGAUAACGAGAAAGAUAACGACACUUCUGAAAUAGAAGGGUGCACAGAUGAAACUGAGAUUGAUAAAAAUGAUACUAAUCAAGAAAUUGAAUCGAAAUAAAUAACUUUAAUAAGUGUAAUUCCAAAAAAAGUAUUUUAUAAUAGGGAUGUCUGUCCAAAAUGUGAACCAGUUUUAAAUACCUUAAAUAGUUAAUUUUAAUGAUGUAAGUUUUUAAGUACUUAAU